AAGGCUCAUCCGGGACAACCAACCCCCUCUGCCCCGCACCUCACGUUGAGGCACUGAUUUCCGCCCCCCCCCCCCAAUCAAGUAGUAUUUUAUUGUACGGGAGCCACGCCCUGGUUUCUUAAAGGCGCGUUGCACUCUGUUUGGCCAUGUGUUAUCUCUGCAGCUGGUGUGUGGGAGGCCUCCUGUGAGCCACCUUUCUUACCCCUGCCCGCUGAGACAUCCUCCCACCCCCGUCAAGGAUUUGGGGAUGCCAGGGGGGAAGAAGGUGGUUGGGGGCGGCAGCAGCGGUGCUGCCCCCACUGCCGCUGCUGUCCCCUCUGGGGCCAGGCGUUUGGAGACCAGCGAAGGAGCCUCAGCCCAGAGAGAUGAUGAGCCAGAAGAAGAAGGGGAAGAGGACCUGCGAGAUGGAGGCAUCCCCUUCUUUAUCAACCGGGGUGGGCUGCCUGUGGACGAGGCCACCUGGGAGAGGAUGUGGAAGCACGUGGCUAAGAUCCACCCCGAUGGAGAGAAGGUGGCUCAGCGGAUCCGUGGGGCCAUGGACCUGCCCAAGAUUCCCAUACCGAGUGUGCCUACGUUCCAGCCCUCUACUCCUGUCCCUGAGCGCCUGGAAGCUGUGCAGCGCUACAUCAGGGAGCUGCAGUACAAUCACACAGGGACGCAGUUCUUUGAAAUUAAGAAGAGCAGACCUCUGACAGGGCUGAUGGACCUGGCCAAGGAAAUGACCAAAGAGGCUCUGCCAAUCAAAUGCCUGGAAGCCGUGAUCCUGGGAAUUUACCUCACCAACAGCAUGCCUACCCUGGAACGCUUCCCCAUCAGCUUCAAGACCUACUUCUCAGGGAACUACUUCCGCCACAUCGUGCUGGGGGUGAACUUCGGCGGCCGCUACGGGGCGCUGGGCAUGAGCCGGCGCGAGGACCUGAUGUACAAGCCGCCGGCCUUCCGCACGCUCAGCGAGCUCGUGCUGGACUACGAGGCCGCCUACAGCCGCUGCUGGCACGUGUUGAAGAAGGUGAAGCUGGGCCAGUGCGUGUCCCACGACCCGCACAGCGUGGAGCAGAUCGAGUGGAAGCACUCGGUCCUGGACGUGGAGAGGCUGGGCCGCGAGGACUUCCGCAAGGAGCUGGAGCGGCAUGCCCGCGACAUGCGCCUCAAGAUUGGCAAAGGGACCGGCCCUCCCUCCCCCACCAAGGACCGCAAGAAGGAUGUGUCCUCCCCACAGCGGGGCCAGUCUAGCCCCCACCGCAGGAACAGCCGCAGUGAAAGGCGGCCUUCUGGUGAGAAGAAGCCUUCAGAGCCCAAAGCCAUGCCAGACCUCAAUGGGUACCAGAUCCGGGUGUGAGGCAGGCGGCAGUGCCCCAGCCGCACCCACUUCUGGGGGCCAGGAUCUGCCUGCCAGAACCGGCCUCGCUCCUGGGGAAGUUGGGGCUGAUGAUGGGGGCGGGGUGAGGGGCAGCAGGAAGAGCGUGUCCCAGCUCAGCCACCCAAGAUGCUGCCCCUCCCGCUGGGCCAAGCCCCCUAACUUUGGACCGCGAGGCAGUGAAGAGUUUAAUUUUGAAUUUUUAACUCGACAACUGAAAUUUAAGGUAUUUGGGGAAAAACUUAAAACUAAUGGAUCUGCCAGUGGCUGGAAGGCCAGUGCUUAGAGGAUCUAAGCACCACAGGGCUGCGUGAGGAGGGGUUGCUGGCUCUGCUGGUACCCCUGCCCCAAGGUCUCUCUGGGAUUUGGGUCCAUUCCGUCUAUGGGAAACCUCCCAGCUCUGCUAGGCCUGUGGCAGGACUGGGGGAGGGAUGUUUCUCCAGUCCUGUCUGCCCUGGCAGAAUCUUCACCCAGGGAAAGGAAAGCAGGGUAGGAACCACCCUGAGAAAGGGCUGUAUGGCCCAUAUCAGGAGCUUAGCACAGGACACAUCUGCCCCAAGAGCCAGAGCCUGUGGCUCAGGAGGGUCCUCAGGCCCUUGCAGCCCCAUGGACAGUGCUGUGUGGGCUGACAUCAUUGCCUCACGGCAGGGCCCGUGCUGGGAUAGGCUGGACGAGAGCCCAGGAGAGGACCACUGGGGGAAGGGUUCCCGGACCCCUACCUGGCCUCCUUGCUCAGCCCAGCUCUGCCUGUUGCUGAAGCCGGGGCCUCCCUGCAGAGGGGCUGGGCUCUGCCAAGGGCCCAGAGAUGCACUGGGCUCAGCAUGACUGUGGGGACUGAAUAGACCUGGUGGGUCCAGGAACCAUGGCUGGGGAUGGGGUGGGACACCCAGGCCCAGGUCUGUCCCCCUGGUAGGUAGUCCCCAGGGACUGCUCCCCCUUCCUAUUACCUUAGCCCUUGCUGGGGAAAUGAAGACCAGAUCAGGCUGCCUGUGUCCCAGGCCUACCUCCCCUCAUUCAGCAGCCUGGAUAGGUGUGGAGGGCCCAGUGAUGAUCAGGCCUGUUGCGUGAGGCCGCUCAUCAGGGAAGAACCUGAGCUGCUGGAGUCUGCACAGCCUGCCUGGCAGGUGUGAGAUACCUGGCGGGCAAGUGAGAGGUUGUGGAGAGAGGUUGGAGGGCCUGCGGGAAGGUUCUGGAGGCCCAAGUAACAAAGAGGUGUAGGUCAAGGGGGCAGUGCGGCCACUAAGGAGAGGCAGGGCCCGAGAACUGGGGAAUGUAAGUGAGAAAAGAACGUGGGGGAGAGUUUAGAAUCAGGGGGCCUUGGGGAGUAGUGAGUUCCCUAUUGCUGGAGGUAUUCAAGCAAAGACUAGAUGGCUGCUUGUCAUCUUGAAAGCUAUAGAAAGGAUUUAGGUUACGGAAGGAUAACUGGAUGAGAUGACCAUUAAGGUUUGUUAAUACUGAGAGGCUAUGAUUCAGCCAGGGGCAGCUGGCAGUAAGGCUGCAGCAGGGCUGGGGGCCUGGAAGAGGGAGGACCAGAGCCAGAGUUGUAAACUCAAAUGCCUACAGGGCCGGGCAGAUGACUAAGAGGAGGGCUGCAGGGCUGGGUGGGGAUUGUGGCAAAUUAAAGAAGACAUACCCCAUUAAAGCAGCCGCUGUUGCUCAGCCAUUCUGAGCGCAGGCCCUGCAGUAUCAGAUUGCCUGAUUUUUUUUGUUGAGAGGCCAGAACUCUGAAUUUUUAUGUGAAAUAUGCUGAUUUUUAAAUGUUGGCAGUCAGUUCAGAAAAUUGUAAAGCCCAACGUGAAAAAGAAUGCUGGUUUGUAAUCUCUGAAGUAGAGAGGACUUGGGCUGGGGAGAGGUCCACCGAGGUACUUUGAGGUGGAAAGCAUGAAAAGUUGUAGGCCUCCCAGAGCGGGCUGGGCCAGGGCAGCGUCCUCGCUGCAAAGGCUGCUCAGAGUGGGCAGCUACCCGACAUUCAUGUUCGUUCUCCCUGCAGACCAGAGACACACCCGUAACUCCCUGCGGUUGCUGAGACACCGGAGGGGGUGGAGUGGAAUAGAAAUAGUGCAAUUCUCAGCCUGCCAGGGAGAUGGAUUGUGCCUGAGAAGCAAAGAAAGGGAGAGAGGGAGACAGGAUGCGUUUGCUGACGCAAGUGCCCGCCAGGGAAGGCACCAGGCUGGCAGCUCUUCACACCAGCAGCUCUUGGCCCAGAGCCAGGCCCAACAGGGAAGCCGGCUGCUCAGUCCCCUGGGUUUCUCAUGGGUCACUGGGCCCUGGGGAGGUGCCUAACCUGUCCCCCGGGCUACACCCCAGCCAGACCAAUCCGAGGGGCACUAUGAGCUCUAACUCACCAUCCCAUCCCAUCCCAGUUUUCAGGGAGAGGGGUGCUGGGUCCCCACAUUCACACAUUCACCUGAGGCGGAGAUGGAUCCGUUUGGGAGGCAUGAGGCUGAAAGUGAGGCGUUUUGUGGGUCUGGAUGUGGGUUCCUUGUGCAGGCCGAUCAUCGGCAGACACCCCAGAUGCCCCUGUGGACCAUAGGGCUUGAGGGUGAGACGUGAGGGAGCCGCUCCUGGUAUGGAAGCCCAGCAGGGUGCUCUGACCCUCUGGCUCCUUCCCGAGCCCUUUGGGGAGAAGGAAGCAGGACGAAGCCCCAACCCCUACUGCUGUCUUCCAGGGAGGGAGCCGACCACCCACAGCUGAUAACCCCCUAGCACUCCCCCUUCCUCGCUCAGACCUCGGGCCUGUGGACACCCACAGGAUACAGCGGUGCUUUUUAAUUUAACUGUUUCACAUAUGUAGCAACCCCUCCUCCCCUCCUGGGCGUGUUUACACAGGCUCUGCUCCCCAGGGCUGGCCUGGCUGCAGAGUUUCUGGGGAGUCAGAGGCAGGGACUUUAGGGCCUUAGUCACCAUCCUCAGUAUCACCUCAUCUCAAUUCCUGUGAGGGACCGGGCCUCGCUCCUCCCAACUCAGGACUGCCUUCCAGCUCUCAGC
Molecule: messenger RNA, 4345 nt
Organism: Eubalaena glacialis (North Atlantic right whale)
Lineage: Eukaryota; Metazoa; Chordata; Mammalia; Artiodactyla; Balaenidae
Gene: VASH1
Product: vasohibin 1
Exons: 7
Coding region: 248-1339 (363 amino acids)
Biological process (GO): regulation of angiogenesis
Cellular component (GO): cytoplasm
Source: RefSeq, a predicted model, not a curated record